AUUUCAUUACAGGUUUUUAAGCAACGUUAGGAUGUAAAAAAUAACGUUGCAAAUGUAAAAUGGACUUAAACUGUUCCUGAGUCAUUAAAUCAAAAACAUGAGCAGGCAAUCGUCAAACAUUGUGAGUGUUGCUGGAAAUGAAAGGCAAGUAGAAGGAAUGGCUGCGGGAUUGGCGUGUGCUUCUGGUAAUGAGUUGGAUCUUGCAAGUUUGUUUGAAUGUCCAGUUUGUUUCGACUACGUGCUACCUCCAAUCCUACAAUGCCAGAGUGGACACCUCGUGUGCACAAACUGCCGUCCAAAAUUAACAUGUUGCCCUACUUGCCGUGGUGCACUCGGUAACAUAAGAAACUUAGGGAUGGAAAAGGUCGCGAUGACAGUUGACUUCCCUUGCAAAUACGCAGCCUCUGGAUGUGAGGUAACUCUCAGGUACAUACAGAAGCCAGAACACGAGGAAACUUGUGAAUAUCGACCGUAUUCAUGCCCCUGUCCCGGUGCUUCGUGCAAAUGGCAAGGGUCAUUAGACCAAGUCAUGCCACACUUAAUGACUGCACACAAAUCAAUCACAAAUUUGCAGGGCGAAGACAUUGUGUUUCUUGCUACUGAUAUUAACUUACCUGGAGCUGUGGAUUGGGUGAUGAUGCAAUCCUGUUUCGGACAUCAUUUUAUGCUUGUGCUUGAAAAACAGGAAAAGUUAGAUGGCCACCAACAAUUUUUUGCUAUCGUGCAGCUCAUUGGAACAAGAAAGCAAGCUGAAAAUUUUGCAUACAGGUUGGAGUUAAAUGGCCCGAAGCGCAGAUUGACAUGGGAAGCUACCCCACGCUCAAUACAUGAGGGUGUUUCAUCUGCAAUAAUGAACAGUGAUUGUCUUGUGUUUGAUUCAGCUAUUGCUCACAUGUUUGCUGACAAUGGAAACCUUGGCAUAAACGUUACAGUAUCAAUGUGUAACUGUUCAUGAGGGUUUAGAUAUCUUACAUAUAUUUUAAGGCAUGAUGUUUUUAUCAUGCCUGGUUAUCCCAUAUACUACAAGAAGCAGUGUAAACCCAGAUGCAAAAUAGAAGUGCACUAAUUCAUGACAAAAUGAACUUGUGAUCAAACAUGAAUUAAAAUCUGUUGAAAAUUGCUUGACUAUUUAUAUUUGCACAGUUCUUGGAUACUUUUCAUUAUUCAAAAAGUAUUUUGUAUUUACACAUUAAAGAUGAUAAAAUAUUAUCAUAUUUGAAGAUAUUUUAUUGUUUUUUAGAUACAACAACCGAGUUCCCAACUCCAUUAAUUUUAAUUUUUCACCAUUAUAUUGGAUGUUUAUUAGCAUUUGUUUGCAAUUUCUUGGUAUUAUUAUAUUGGUGUAGUUAGUUUUGUCUACCUUUUACUGAAACUUUCACCUAAACACAUGUUGUCAGUGUUGAGGUAUUUUCUGAAUUAAACUUGUGCUCUGACAGA
Molecule: messenger RNA, 1437 nt
Organism: Ciona intestinalis (vase tunicate)
Lineage: Eukaryota; Metazoa; Chordata; Ascidiacea; Phlebobranchia; Cionidae
Product: E3 ubiquitin-protein ligase SIAH1B
Biological process (GO): proteasome-mediated ubiquitin-dependent protein catabolic process; multicellular organism development
Cellular component (GO): cytoplasm
Molecular function (GO): zinc ion binding; ubiquitin conjugating enzyme binding; ubiquitin protein ligase activity
Source: RefSeq, a predicted model, not a curated record